This is a messenger RNA of Menidia menidia (Atlantic silverside), 876 nucleotides long. The record is from the annotation of a GenBank genome assembly. Lineage: Eukaryota; Metazoa; Chordata; Actinopteri; Atheriniformes; Atherinopsidae.
AUGUACGUUUCCAUCAUCCGCAUCCUGAUCAGUCUCGGAGGGAAAUGCCUGCUCAACUGGGCGCUGGUGUUUCUCCAGAGGACUCACGUCUGUGGGAGCUUCCUGGCAGCUUUUGCUGUUUCCGUGGCCGUCGUUGAUGCCGCCCUGACUCUCGCCGUCACCAUCAUUCACCACAGCGACGGGUCCCUGGUCCUCCUUGGCCACCUGCUGACCAGCUACCACAUAUGCUUGCUGCUUCAAAUUGUUGGACAAAUCCACAGGGUGCUCCAGUGGCCCGUGGUGGCCGCGGCCGCCGUGGAUCAUUUCUGCGCUGCGACUCGGAGGCUUCAUGCCACCACGGUCAGGACAAAAAGCGCUGUGUGUUUAAUCGGGACAUUCCUAUUGUGGGGCUUCGCCGCUCACCACACCUUUCUGCUGUCGGACUUCAAACCUGUCCUGGAGGACGUCUCCUACCACCACAUGCACAGAUGCUGGGUGGCCCCCUGCACCCAGGUCCUACACAUAGCCCUGAUCCUGCUCCUCGCCCUGGGCUACUCUGCGCUGCACGCCGGACGCUUUGGAAGGCUCAGCUCAUCCCCGAACAAUCAGCCGAAAGCCCAAACCGUAGACCAAAUUGAGGCUCAUUGCAGGAGCAGUUUCGUUCGACGCGUCCUAUCUAUAUUCCUCCACACUUGGAGCCCCUUCCUGGUUUUCCUGGCCGUGCUCCUGCUGCUGCCUGAGGAGAUCCCCUCACACCUGGCCCUCAGUGUCCCCUGGCUCUGUUUCCUGAACAGCCUUCUGGUCGCUCUUGUUUUAUGUGCAGUCUGUCCAGUUUUGCAGCUUUCGCCGGGCACAGCGGCACCUCUUCCAGACAGCUUUUGUGUGUGGAAAUUUUAG